Vicugna pacos (alpaca) is the source of this 1162-nucleotide messenger RNA. The record is from RefSeq and is a predicted model, not a curated record. Lineage: Eukaryota; Metazoa; Chordata; Mammalia; Artiodactyla; Camelidae.
UGAGUUAAUCUCCCUCUUGCUCGCUUUCAGACAUGGCUCCUUAUUACGAGGCCUUGUGCAAAUCCCUUGACUGGCAGAUGGACGUGGACUUGCUUAAUAAAAUGAAGAAGGCCAACGAAGACGAGCUGAAACGUUUGGACGAGGAGCUGGAAGAUGCAGAGAAGAAUCUGGGAGAGAGCGAAAUCCGAGACGCCAUGAUGGCAAAGGCCGAGUACCUCUGCCGGAUAGGCGACAAGGAGGGUGCUCUGACAGCCUUUCGCAAGACCUAUGACAAAACUGUGGCCCUGGGUCACCGCCUGGAUAUUGUGUUCUACCUGCUCAGGAUUGGCUUAUUUUACAUGGAUAACGACCUCAUCACGCGGAACACAGAAAAGGCCAAGAGUUUAAUCGAGGAAGGAGGAGACUGGGACAGGAGAAACCGCCUCAAAGUGUAUCAGGGGCUUUACUGUGUGGCGAUCCGUGACUUCAAACAGGCAGCUGAACUCUUCCUCGACACAGUGUCCACCUUUACGUCGUAUGAGCUCAUGGAUUACAAAACCUUCGUCACCUACACUGUGUACGUCAGCAUGAUUGCCUUAGAAAGACCGGACCUCAGGGAGAAGGUCAUCAAAGGGGCCGAGAUCCUGGAGGUGCUGCACCGGCUCCCGGCGGUGCGCCAGUACCUCUUCUCCCUCUAUGAGUGCCGCUACGCCGUCUUCUUCCAGUCCCUAGCUGUCGUGGAGCAGGAAAUGAAAAAGGACUGGCUUUUUGCUCCCCAUUAUCGAUACUACGUAAGAGAAAUGAGAAUUCACGCAUACAGCCAGCUGCUGGAAUCAUACAGGUCCCUGACCCUGGGCUACAUGGCAGAAGCCUUUGGUGUUGGUGUGGAAUUCAUUGAUCAGGAACUCUCCAGAUUCAUCGCUGCAGGGAGGCUACACUGCAAAAUCGAUAAAGUGAACGAAAUAGUGGAAACCAACAGACCUGACAGCAAGAACUGGCAGUACCAAGAAACUAUCAAGAAAGGAGAUCUGCUCUUAAACAGAGUUCAGAAACUUUCCAGAGUAAUUAAUAUGUAACAGCGCAUAUACAACGGAUUUCCUUUAGAGAUGACGAUUUGGAAUUGCUGUAGAUGUCUUUACUGUGUGCCCAGUUCGACUGUAUAAAAUACUGCAUUGUUUCUUUC